Molecule: messenger RNA, 2594 nt
Organism: Uloborus diversus
Lineage: Eukaryota; Metazoa; Arthropoda; Arachnida; Araneae; Uloboridae
Product: MAM and LDL-receptor class A domain-containing protein 1-like
Exons: 19
Coding region: 92-2371 (759 amino acids)
Cellular component (GO): membrane
Source: RefSeq, a predicted model, not a curated record
UGGAAGUCACGCUAGAAGACUCGGAAAAAUAUUUAUCAAUUAUUUUAUGGGGAUAUGUUUCAACCGCAAAAUUACGUUCUUUCAUUGCUGAAUGGGAAUAAACAGAAAUGUGAUGCAACCUGCUUUCGAUCUUCGAUGUCUUUCAAUAGCUGCCGUCUUUAUAUUUAUGGUUGUUCCCAAUGUUGUCCGGACAAACCUAAACUAUGCCUACAACAAUUAUACUCUUGGUCCUUGCAACUUCACCUGGGAAGGUUUUCCAACACCUUGCAACUUCACCGCUUUGCACCAUCCAGAAGCCAACCUCUCGAUGUUCAAUUGGGCCGUAGGUUGCGGGGAGGAAGCCUUUUGGACUGGAGGACCACCUGUUGACAGUAAUGGAACCGCGAAAGGUGGUUACGCAUUCAUGGACUUAUCUCGGAUGUCCAGCGAUGAAUCGGGACUCAUUCAUCGGGCCUGGUUACCUACUCAUCCUCUCAAUGCGACUUCUUCCAAAGGCAAGUGUCUUCACUUCAGUUACAGCCUGCAAGGACUGUCGGUCGGAGGCCUGCGCGUAUUGAUCAAUGCAACGGACGUCACUUACACUAUCUGGGAGACACGGGACUCUACAGAUGGCGAAUGGCAGAGUGGAAAAGUAUCAUUCACUUGCGAGACAGCGUUCAGAUUGGUUUAUGAAGCUUUUCCAAGAGAAACUUACUUGAGGAGAAGGGGAUUUGUUGCUGUUGACGACAUUUAUUUAACGGACGGUUUCUGUGCGGGGGAUUGUACAUUUGAACAUGAUUUUUGCAAUUGGACAAAUUCUAACACAAGCGAUGAAUUUGACUGGAAAAUGGGUCGUGGCAGCAGCAGCUCUGUCACAGGGCCAUCACGAGAUCACGGCAGCAGUGUCACAUGGCGUGAAACUGGUGGCUAUGCUUACAUAGACUCAUCGUACCCUAAUAAGCCUGGAGAUAAAGCUCAACUUUGGAGUCCAGUUCUGAAUCCUUUUGGUAAUGGCAGUGCAUUGUGCUUGAGUUUUUGGACCUCGCUGUAUGGCGCAGGCGUCGGAGCACUACGGGUGUACAUGUACGACAACACUACAAAUGCAACGGGAGAUCCAAUUUGGGAAUUGUACACCGGAACACUGACUCCUGAUCAGUGGUACAAAGGAGAAGUACCUCUUUCCCUACCAAGACCCUUUCGUGUAAUUUUUGAAGCGGAAAUAAAUCAGCCAGGUGAAAGCGACAUCGCUAUAGACGACAUUGCCUUAAACAAUGGAACUUGCCCCAGUAUUCCAAGAGAGGCGAGCAAAUCAGGGGAUUGCGCUUUUAUAGUGGAUUCUUGCGGUUGGAAAGAAAUGGACACCAAGACGAGACCAGAAAGUCCGCCAUUAUGGGGAAGGGUCACGGGAGAAGGAACGCUACUCAGUCCCGAUGGGCAUUCUUCUAUGGCUGGAGUGUCUCGGCCAGAUUCUUACAUGAUGUUCAAUACUGCAAGUUAUCAACAUGCGCCAUUGGAUAAGGGCCAGCUUAUCAGUCCACGUAUACCACACAGCAACUAUACGUACUGCUUGACUUUCUGGACGUACAUGUACGCCAGUACAGCUGGAGUACCGAUUGGAGGAUUGCAAGUCAAAGUCCGUAAGUCGGACAACACUUCUAUCAUUUUGUGGAGGUUGGAUAAUCACCAAGCAUCACACUGGGUGCACUCUCAAUUGUCUCUUCCUUCCGACAUGAAUACGACCACUGAUUAUGUCAUAAUUGAAGCUAUAAAAGGUGGUGAUACAAGAGCAGCUAUUGGAGUAGAUGAUAUCACAUUUACAACUCCUUACAAUUGUACAAUUAAACCUCAAAAGGCUCAUGUGCAUCAUGCUGAUUGCGCCUUUGACCGAGACCUGUGCCAUUGGAGAGUUGUGAAUUCCUCUCACACGGGUCCAAAAUGGCGAUUGCCUUCUGGAAACACGAAGCCAGCGACAGUGAAGGAUCAUACUUAUCAAGUUUUGGGAGACGGAUUCGUCUACAUUGACGUCUUCUCCUCGCCGAGUCCAGUCAGCAGUACCCUGCAGUCACCCCUCCUCUAUGGCCACCCUAAUAUCACCUAUUGUCUGAGCUUCUGGUACUUGGCCCUGGAAACGGAGCAAGGGGCCACCCUGCUGGUCAGGGCUCACUACAACAACACACAUACAGAAAUAUGGAAGUUGAAUCGAGACGAAAAGCUACAGACACAUUACCAUUACGGUCAAGUGAAUGUCACACUUGCAUCCAAUUUCUCGGUUGCCUUUAUCAGUACUGUGCAAAAGUCUGGAUGGGUCCUCGACGAUAUCAAAUUUUCAAUGGCUCCUAUCUCCAACCUUACCACAUGCGCUUUACGACCCAAGAAUGCGAAAAUUAGCUGAAAUCAGCAUGUGAACUACCUGACACGCAAAGAACAAACUUGAAGAACAUUUCACAUCGUCAUUAAAACUACUGUUGUACAUUUUUUUAAAAAUAUCUUUGAAUAUUGUGAAAAAUACAUCCAUAAUCAUUACAACACUUCUGUAUUAUUUUAUUUGCUUUAACUCAUUGUUAUGAGGGCUACCGAGAGCCAAGGCGCAGUUUGGUCGCCGCGCCGCGUCUCCU